Messenger RNA from Sinocyclocheilus grahami, 2289 nucleotides. RefSeq names its product dual specificity protein phosphatase CDC14A-like. Gene Ontology annotation, biological process: protein dephosphorylation. The coding region runs from base 298 to 2121 and encodes 607 amino acids. Lineage: Eukaryota; Metazoa; Chordata; Actinopteri; Cypriniformes; Cyprinidae. The transcript is spliced from 15 exons. The record is from RefSeq and is a predicted model, not a curated record.
GUCCCUUUAACUUUUACCCUGAAGUUUUUAGCGAUGGAACAACGUGCACGGAAACUCUAGCACACUAUAAUUGCAAAAGAUAAAGGAAAACUGAAGGACACGAACGUCCGUGAGAUUCAGCUGUUGGAAAUGAUCAUGUUUUUAAGUCACUUUGAGCUUGGAAGAGAUUUAGAGGAUUUGCCGUCUAUAUUCGACACAAGAGAGCUUAUGGGGACACAGAAGAACAUAACAAAACCCUUUGGAACGAAACGCGUGGCAAUAAUAUUUUAACGUCCUAAAGGUUCAGUAUUGAAUAAAAUGGGAGAUGACAAUGAGCUGCUCGGAGCAUCUGAGUUUAUCAAAGAUCGUCUGUAUUUUGCUACUCUUAGAAGCAAACCCAAAAGCACAGCAAACACACAUUUCUUCUGCACCGAUGAUGAAUUUAUUUAUGAAAACUUUUAUGCAGAUUUUGGGCCCCUCAAUCUGGCAGUGCUGUACAGAUACUGCUGCAAACUGAACAAAAAACUAAAGUCUUUCACUCUGUCCAGGAAGCGCAUCAUCCAUUACACCAGUUACGACCAACGAAAGAGAGCCAAUGCGGCCUUCCUCAUCGGCGCUUAUGCGAUAAUCUACUUAAAAAGAACUCCAGAGGAGGUGUACCGGGCCCUGAUCUCUGGAACCAAUGUGUCAUACCUGCCCUUCAGAGAUGCUGCUUUUGGGAACUGCACAUAUGAUUUAACCAUAUUAGACUGUUUACAAGGAAUCCGCAAGGCCUUGCAGCACGGGUUCUUUGACUUUGAGAAUUUUGAUGUUGAAGAAUAUGAACAUUAUGAGCGUGUAGAACAUGGUGAUUUUAACUGGAUUGUGCCAGGAAAACUGUUGGCCUUCAUUGGACCUCAUCCCAAGAGCAAAAUAGAGAACGGUUAUCCUCUCCAUGCUCCAGAAGUGUACUUCUCCUACUUCCGCCAGCACAAUGUCACAGAUGUUGUGCGACUGAACAAGAAGAUUUAUGAAGGUCGGCGCUUCACAGAUGCCGGGUUUGAACAUCACGACUUGUUCUUUGUAGACGGCACCACACCUAGUGAUCUCCUCACAAGACGCUUCCUGCACAUCUGUGAGAGCGCCAAGGGUGCCGUAGCUGUCCACUGCAAGGCUGGCCUUGGCAGGACAGGCACUCUGAUAGGCUGCUACAUGAUGAAGCAUUAUCGCUUCACAGCACCUGAGGCCAUUGCCUGGACACGAAUCUGCAGACCGGGCUCCGUCAUUGGACCACAGCAGCACUUUCUCGAACAGAAGCAGCACAGUAUGUGGGUGCAAGGUGAUCUCCAUCGGUCCAAGCAGAAGCAACAGCAGCUGAGGCAAAGCCGACAACAGGAGAGAAACAUGGCCCAUCUCAUAUCCAGCGUGGACGACAUGUCCAUCGACAGCACCAUUCUGAAGCCACCAAGUGUGGAUGAGAAUGAGUUCAGAGAAGAGGACAUGAUUCCAACUCAAGGAGACAAACUACUAGCUCUAAAGGGCCAACGCCACCCCAGACCUACUGCCACAGUGCUUAGUGGGAUAAACCCAGCUCCAAGCACCAUUUCCCCUCCCAAGUCUUCCAAAGCUCCUCUCUUCAUCUCCUCUUCCACUGCACCACGGAGACUAACAAGAAGCCCUUCCUCCUCUGCCGGCAAUCUAAAAAGCUUCAGUCCCCGUUUAGCCCAUUCCCUCAGCAACCUUUACGAUGACAACAACUUCAAUGACGAUGACAACAGCACACCUCCUGCCUCCUUCGCACCCUCCCCAUCUCCUGCUCUAACCCCCGCACCUCCAUCUGGCUUCAGCUUUGGGUACACCUCUACUGAGCCCCGUCUUCCUCCCUCACAUUUAAACUUCAAUCAAGAGGCCAACACCAACCUCAACAGCCUUACUGGCGCUAAUACGGUUAGCGCUAAUCGCACAGUCAGGCCUAUGAACAGAACAGGCUAUAGUCUGUUCUCCAGCGGUCCACCGAACCCCCGUAGAGGUCCGUUGCGAGGUGGACUAAGUAGGUUACCAGGGCACUACCUCAGCAGAUCCAUUCCAGUGAGUGACCAUCUGGCUGCCUUUGUCGUCUGUGUGACGCUUGAUUUUCACUCACUACUUCUGCUGUUUUACUAACUUUCCUUCACUUUGUGUUUUUCCACCAUUUUUUUUGGCCUCACUUACUGUUUCUGUGCUAUAGUAUAAUUGUGAUCUUUAUGUGAGAUUUUUAUAAUCAGCGGUUUUUCAUCAUUUAAAGGGGUCAUAUGAUGCGAUUUCAAGUUUUACUUUGUCUUUGGAAUGUUA